CAAAAGCAGCCAUCAAUCCAACUGGUUACCCCUACCAAGCAACCACCUCCAAACCAUGCCACAUUUCUCUUCUCCACCUUUCUUGGCGUUAUCGCUUUCCUUCACAGAAAAGUCGUCCCCUCCUUCCUUCACUGUUGCAGAACCACUCUAUUAAUCCCCGAUCAACUUAAAACGCUUGGUUUCUGUUAUCCAAUUCCUUCAACUCAGUGACUCACCUAUAUAAUAAUAACUGCGUCCCUUCUUGAGGCUCUGUUCGUUGAUGUGGUAGCGAGAAAAAUGGAUCGGGCAACAGUCGCACCGGCUAUGGAUAUGCCGAUCAUGCACGACAGUGACCGUUACGAUUUCGUUAGAGAUAUUGGGUCGGGUAAUUUUGGAGUAGCCCGGCUUAUGAGAGAUAAGGUUACCAAGGAGCUUGUUGCUGUCAAGUAUAUCGAGAGAGGCGAUAAGAUAGAUGAGCAUGUUCGAAGAGAGAUUAUUAAUCAUAGGUCAUUGAGGCAUCCCAAUAUUGUUAGAUUUAAAGAGGUUAUCUUAACACCCACUCAUCUUGCCAUUGUAAUGGAAUAUGCAUCCGGGGGAGAGCUUUUCGAGCGAAUUUGUGCUGCUGGUCGAUUCAACGAGGAUGAGGCUCGUUUCUUCUUCCAACAACUUAUAUCUGGUGUUAGUUAUUGCCAUGCAAUGCAAGUAUGCCACCGUGAUCUAAAGUUGGAAAACACUUUGUUGGAUGGGAGUCCUGCUCCUCGACUUAAGAUAUGCGAUUUUGGGUACUCUAAGUCUUCAGUUCUUCAUUCGCAACCGAAAUCUACUGUUGGAACUCCUGCAUACAUUGCUCCUGAGGUACUCCUAAAGCCAGAGUCCCAAUACGAUGGCAAGACUGCUGAUGUAUGGUCAUGCGGGGUUACGUUGUUCGUAAUGCUGGUUGGGGCGUAUCCUUUUGAGGAUCCUGAUGAGCCGAAAGACAUUCGGAGGACAAUACAAAGAAUUAUCAACGUCCAGUAUUCAAUUCCUGAUUUUGUCCAAGUAUCUCCCGAGUGUCAGCAUCUGAUUUCGAGGAUUUUUGUUGCAGAUCCUACAGCUAGAAUUACGAUUCCAGAAAUUAAAAAUCAUGCGUGGUUCUUGAGAAAUCUCCCUGCUGACUUGAUGGAUGAGAACACAAUGGGUAAUCACUUUGAAGAGCCCGAUCAACCUAUGCAGAGUAUUGAUACGAUCAUGCAGAUAAUUGCUGAGGCCACUAUUCCAGCCGCUGGAGCCCAUGGCUUAAACCAUUUAAUGGUAGACAACAUUGAUGAUGAGGACAUGGAUGACUUUGAUUCUGAAUCUGAGCUUGAUGUUUAUAGCAGCGGUGAGAUCAUCUAUGCAAUGUAAUAUGAAGAAGAAAACUUCUCUCCAAUGUUGUAGUUGAUUCAGGCAUGUCACAGCUGCAGAGGGUGGUAAGAUGCUGGUAAAGUAUCAGAGAGAAAGUGGUAGUCAAGUUGUACAAUGCUGGUCCCAUGGUCCAUUGAGUCCAUUCUGUUCAUAGCAUGAAGCUUUAUACAAAUCUGUUAAAGAAUUGGUAUUUAAUACUACUCAAGGGAGGAUCACCAGGAAAAAUAGAUUGUAUAUUGGAUGAUCAUCACCCCAACUUCCACAUCCCGUUUCCAUUAAGCUGCUGUUGAUUUGUCGUUUUUAGUUUUGGCAUUAGUCGUGUACGAUAUACUUUGUUCUGCUUCUUGCAGUGAAUAUAUACAUGUGUACUUUGUGUA
Molecule: messenger RNA, 1739 nt
Organism: Gossypium raimondii (Peruvian cotton)
Lineage: Eukaryota; Viridiplantae; Streptophyta; Magnoliopsida; Malvales; Malvaceae
Product: serine/threonine-protein kinase SRK2I
Exons: 9
Coding region: 277-1362 (361 amino acids)
Biological process (GO): protein phosphorylation; intracellular signal transduction
Cellular component (GO): nucleus
Molecular function (GO): ATP binding; protein serine/threonine kinase activity
Source: RefSeq, a predicted model, not a curated record